Molecule: messenger RNA, 740 nt
Organism: Grammomys surdaster
Lineage: Eukaryota; Metazoa; Chordata; Mammalia; Rodentia; Muridae
Gene: Znrd2
Product: zinc ribbon domain containing 2
Exons: 4
Coding region: 91-690 (199 amino acids)
Source: RefSeq, a predicted model, not a curated record
CGUCAGCCUAUCACAUACCGGGGGCGGAGCCGUAGUGGGGCGCGUCUUAUUUGCGUCACUUCCGGUGAGUCCAGCAGUGACCAAGGCAACAUGGCCUUGAACGGUGCAGAUGUCGACGAUUUCACCUGGGAGCCUCCGACUGAAGCUGAGACGAAGGUGCUGCAGGCGCGACGGGAGCGGCAGGAUCGCAUCUCUCGUCUCAUGGGCGACUAUCUGCUCCGUGGUUACCGCAUGCUGGGCGACACGUGCGCGGACUGCGGGACGAUCCUCCUGCAAGAUAAACAGCGGAAAAUCUACUGCGUGGCUUGUCAGGAGCUCGACUCAGACGUGGAUAAAGAUAACCCGGCUUUGAAUGCACAAGCAGCCCUCUCUCAAGCUCGGGAACACCAGCUGGCCUCUACUACAGAGCCUGCCUCGAGCUCUCGGCCGCCGUCCCAGCCACCAGUACCCCGUCCAGAGCACUGUGAGGGAGCUGCAGCAGGGCUCAAGGCAGCCCAGGGGCCUCCUCUUCCGGCUGCACCUCCAAAUGCAGACGUGGUGGCUUCCACACAGACAGCCCUCCUGCAGAAGCUAACCUGGGCGUCAGUUGAGCUGGGCUCUAGCACUUCCUUGGAGACUAGUAUCCAGCUUUGUGGGCUUAUCCGGGCUUGUGCUGAGGCCCUGGGCAGCCUGAAGCAGCUGGAGCACUGAGACCUCUACCCCGAUCCCUGUUCCCCUGAGAAAAACCCUCUAGAAAACCA